This is a messenger RNA of Galendromus occidentalis (western predatory mite), 1019 nucleotides long. Its product is annotated as very-long-chain enoyl-CoA reductase. Gene Ontology annotation, biological process: very long-chain fatty acid biosynthetic process. The record is from RefSeq and is a predicted model, not a curated record. The coding region runs from base 1 to 912 and encodes 303 amino acids. The transcript has 6 exons. Gene Ontology annotation, molecular function: protein binding; oxidoreductase activity, acting on the CH-CH group of donors. Lineage: Eukaryota; Metazoa; Arthropoda; Arachnida; Mesostigmata; Phytoseiidae.
AUGGAGCUCCAUAUUGUGCAAGGAUCUUCCAAGAAGGACGUAUGCAUAAUUUCUGGCCUCACCGCACUCUCAACGAUACUCGAUGUCAAAAAAAAGAUUCAUGCCACGAGAAAGAACCUAUAUCCGGACCGUCAGUCGCUAAAGAUCGACGCAAAGUCCAAAUCGUUGAACGACAGCGUUACAUUGGAGAGCGCUGGCAUCAAGUCGGGCCAGCAGAUCAUUCUGAAAGAUCUCGGACCACAAGUUGGGUGGAAAACGGUUUUCCUGCUUGAAUACGCGGGUCCGCUUUUCGUGUACCUACUUACUUACACCCGUCCGGCUGUGCUCUAUGGAAAAGGAGCCAGGGAUAUACCUUAUGCAGAUGUGGUCCACAUUGCGGCCGCCUGCUGGGCUAUCCAUUACGGCAAGCGACUCCUCGAGACUCUUUUCAUCCACCGAUUCUCCCAUGGAACGAUGCCAAUCAUGAAUCUCUUCAAAAACUGCUCAUACUAUUGGGGUUUCGGCUUCUACAUCGCCUACUACGUCAACCACACUCUUUACACUCCCCCGGCUCAUUCGUGGCAGAUCUACGGUGCACUUGCCCUGUUUGCGUUCGCCGAACUCGGGAACCUCAGCAUCCAUAUCGCUCUGCGGAACCUCCGACCAGCCGGUUCUAAGGAACGUCGCAUUCCGUUCCCAACAGCGAACCCCUUCACGAAACUUUUCGACUUCGUCUCCUGCCCCAAUUACACCUAUGAAGCUCUAUCCUGGAUCGCUUUCAGUGCCAUGACGAACUGCGUGCCAGCGGGUCUCUUCACGCUCGCCGGAUUCUAUCAAAUGGCUGUCUGGGCUCUUGGCAAGCACAGGAACUACAAAAAGGAAUUCAAAGAUUAUCCCCGAAGCCGCAAAGCGAUCAUUCCUUUCGUUUUGUGAGCUCGAGAACCCACAACAGACCUCGAACGGCUUUAUGCGACCGACGUACAUUCCAAAAUACUCGACUGAUCACCAGCGAUCGCUUCUGAUCCGAUCAGACUCGCUGA